GUAAACCGUGUCAACUCUAUGAUACAUUGCAAGCCAACGAUAAAAACAGGAAUUAAGGGUGAGAUGCGAGGAAAAUAUGGCUGCGUCCAUGGUGCGGUGGUUUAGAGGCUUGUACGUUUUCUUUUUGACGUGUCUUCUUCCUGUUUCGGCGUUCCUGAAUUUGGAGGAGUUAAAUGAGAUGAAAUAUGGCAUCCAAAUCCUCCCGGACCCGGUGAUCGUGGGACAGGCCAAGUCGCAGGAUGUGAUGUUGGUCUCAAACAAAUACAGGCAGCUAUAUGAAUGUCACCUGCCUGCUCAAGCCAUUCGGUUCCACCAAGACCCAGCAGCAGAGCCGGACCCCCAGGGAUACAUUGGACCUGGGAUUCCUGAGCUUCUCAGGCCUAUGUCUAGUGCACCAUGCCUCGUCAAGACAAAAGACUGGUGGACAUAUGAGUUUUGCUAUGGCCAGUACAUCCGACAGUACCACUUAGAGGAUUCAGAGAUCAAGGGCGACAUGCUCUUCUUGGGGUAUUACGAGUCUGAAUUCGACUGGAAUAAUGAAACUGCCAAGGCCUCCAAACUACACAGACUAAAGAGGUACCACAGCCAGUCUUACGUUAACGGCUCAAAAUGUGACCUGAAUGGAAAACCCAGAGAAACGGAGGUGAGGUUCCUGUGUGAGGAGGGCUCCGGCGACUACGUCGCCCGCGUGGACGAGCCGCAGUCCUGUCGCUACGUCCUGACGGUUCACACCACGCGCACCUGUCACCACCCCUUCCUGCGCCCUCCGUCCUCUGCUAAACCCCAGGGCAUCGUGUGCCAGCCGGCCCUCAGCCCCCAGCAGUACAUGGACUAUGUCAAAGCGCAAGUCUCUGAUACCAAACGGAAGGUGGAACAGAUAUCUGAGGAGCUGAAGAGUUUGGACGAGAUCCUGGCUGGUGAUGAGGCCACUAAUGAUAAGGAGGAUGGAGGAGGGGUAGAGAACGGAGCUUCAGACAGCACUGACGUGGGGCCUGAUGGAGAGCCAGAUGCCGAAGAAGAACCAGGACCCCUAGAGGACUCGGUCGUUGAAGAUUUGGAGGACAGUCAGUUCUGGGAAGGGGUGACGAAACCAGAUGCCCCCACAGGGGCCAAACAGGUGGACAGUGAGUCUUUGGAACCUCAACUUGCUGAUGGUGACUUCAAGGAGGAUGUCUUUGGUGAUGAGAAGUUCAACUUCAAAAUUAUCACCGAUCCGUCUGACUUGAUGAAAUUUGUCAAGAAGCUCAAGGAAGGAGGUAAAAAGGCUGCCUCUGAAGAAGAGCGACAGAAGGGAGAGUCUCAGAAUGAGAAGGAAAGUGUGACUGGGGAGAAGGAAAGAGCAGGACAGCAAGGAGAGGAGGAGGAGGAGGAGAAGGAUGUGCUGGGGGACAGUGAGGACGAGCAUCUGCUGCAGGAGUUUGAGGAAGAGAUUGCUGACCUUUCUGUGCCCUCUGAUCGAAUCGAGGAGAUCAAAGAGGAGAUGCAGAAGGAGUUUGACGACAUCAUCGAUGAGGCUCAACAGGAGUUGGAAACCGAAGGUUUGAAGGGAGAGUUUGAUCGCAGCCAGGCCACCCAGACGCUGGAGACCACCUUGGACAAGCUUUUGGACCGCCUGGAGGACAGGGAGGAUGAAGAACACAGGCCUGAUGGGGGGCAGAAGGUUCCGGAUCCCAGCCGGGGCAGCCCUAGUUCCAUUUCACGCCAGCCAGACCGAGCACCAGUCCAGGAGAAGGUUAAAAUCAGAGUUACUAAGUAUAAACAAGGCAGCAGCCCUGACCGGCAGCUGAAGGUGCAGGAAAUGAGCGAAGGGGACCCACAGUUGCAGCAGAUUAAGGACGUGGUUAAAGAGCAGCUAGAGAGAGCUGGACUGAAAGCGGAAGGUAAAAUCGAGGUGAAGAUCCUGACUCGUAGAACGGCAGAUGAGGUGGGAGACCAGUGGCUUAGCGAGGAGGACACAAAGUCUUUCCGGGAACUUCUCAUCAACUUGCUGACGGGCGGGACAGAGGAGGUGUACAAGGAGCAGAAGCGACAGCAGGAAUUGGAGAACAACUACAGGUUUGUGUGGGGAGAGAAACAAGAAGAGACUCAGCCGAGUGGAGCUGCGGACUCUGACGAUGUCGACUUCUGAGAUCCGGUCUAAUCUCGGGAUGAAAAGGCUGGAGAGGGCAUGGCGCACAGAGGCGCAGUGCACAAACAUGAAGCCAUCCUGCAGUUUGUCUGACACAAGUUAAUGAACGGAAACCUGUGACCAAAAGAAAUAUUUAUAUGGUUUAAAAUAUGUAAUUGCUACACUUUGUUCUGCUGCCUACUGCAA
Paramormyrops kingsleyae is the source of this 2314-nucleotide messenger RNA. It is a transcript of the gene os9, whose product is annotated as OS9 endoplasmic reticulum lectin. Gene Ontology annotation, cellular component: endoplasmic reticulum lumen. NCBI's taxonomy places the organism in Eukaryota, Metazoa, Chordata, Actinopteri, Osteoglossiformes, Mormyridae. Gene Ontology annotation, biological process: endoplasmic reticulum unfolded protein response; ERAD pathway; retrograde protein transport, ER to cytosol. The record is from RefSeq and is a predicted model, not a curated record.